CUUUCGAUUCAAGAUGGCGGCUACACCAGCAACCAACCCUUCACAACUGCUUCCACUCGAGCUCGUGGACAAAUGUAUCGGCUCCAGGAUACACAUAGUGAUGAAAACCGACAAAGAAAUAGUCGGCACGCUGCUGGGCUUUGAUGAUUUUGUCAACAUGGUUCUGGAGGACGUGACAGAGUUUGAGAUCACCCCAGAGGGAAGAAGGAUAACCAAACUGGAUCAGAUCCUUCUAAAUGGAAAUAACAUCACCAUGCUCAUCCCUGGUGGAGAAGGACCCGAGGUGUAAACCCUGAUUGCUCCUAAGUUUGUACUGUUCUCUCAUUGAUGUCCUUGUUCCUGCGUCUUUGUGUCAGGAAAUUCCUUUUAGUUAAGAUUUUAUUUUUUUUUUCCCAUUCAAACAUGCUGAAAUGU
Cyprinodon variegatus (sheepshead minnow) is the source of this 414-nucleotide messenger RNA. RefSeq names its product LSM5 homolog, U6 small nuclear RNA and mRNA degradation associated (gene lsm5). Bases 14 to 289 code for a protein of 91 amino acids. Gene Ontology annotation, biological process: mRNA splicing, via spliceosome. NCBI's taxonomy places the organism in Eukaryota, Metazoa, Chordata, Actinopteri, Cyprinodontiformes, Cyprinodontidae. The record is from RefSeq and is a predicted model, not a curated record. Gene Ontology annotation, molecular function: RNA binding. Gene Ontology annotation, cellular component: U6 snRNP; Lsm1-7-Pat1 complex; U4/U6 x U5 tri-snRNP complex. The transcript has 5 exons.